GGAAAACGCAAUAUUUGAGACAACACCUCAAUAUGAAACGAGGAUCCAGGGUCCUAGAUUUCCUCCAGGGGCUGUCGGCAGUUAUGAACUUUUCGACCGGAAAAGAUUCGCAAUAGUCGUGAGUAUAAGAACCUCGUACCUGCUCACACUGAUGUCAAUUUGCUCAUCAUUCCACACUCAUUCAAAAUCUUACCAACAACACUCCUUCUGUCAUUCUUUUCUAUUGUUAACAAUUAAUCAUGCACUCGAUUGCUUCUCUUCUCGCCUACGGCCUGGUCGCCGGCGCCACCUUCGCUUCUGCCUCUCCUAUCGAAGCUCGAGACAGCUGCACGUUCACCACCGCUGCCGCUGCUAAAGCGGGCAAGGCGAAAUGCUCUACUAUCACCCUUAACAACAUCGAAGUUCCAGCUGGAACCACCCUCGACCUGACCGGUCUCACCAGCGGUACCAAGGUCAUCUUCGAGGGCACCACGACCUUCCAGUACGAAGAAUGGGCGGGCCCCUUGAUCUCCAUGAGUGGCGAACAUAUCACCGUCACUGGUGCCUCCGGCCACCUCAUCAAUUGCGAUGGUGCGCGCUGGUGGGAUGGCAAGGGAACCAGCGGAAAGAAGAAGCCCAAGUUCUUUUACGCCCAUGGCCUUGACUCCUCGUCUAUUACUGGAUUAAACAUCAAAAACACCCCCCUUAUGGCGUUUAGUGUCCAGGCGAAUGACAUUACGUUCACCGAUGUUACCAUCAAUAAUGCGGAUGGCGACACCCAGGGUGGACACAACACUGAUGCGUUCGAUGUUGGUAACUCGGUCGGAGUGAAUAUCAUUAAGCCUUGGGUCCAUAACCAGGAUGACUGUCUUGCGGUUAACUCUGGCGAGAACAUCUGGUUCACCGGCGGCACCUGCAUUGGCGGCCACGGUCUCUCCAUCGGCUCUGUCGGCGACCGCUCCAACAACGUCGUCAAGAACGUCACCAUCGAACACUCCACCGUGAGCAAUUCCGAAAACGCCGUCCGAAUCAAGACCAUCUCUGGCGCCACUGGCUCCGUGUCCGAGAUUACGUACUCCAACAUCGUCAUGUCCGGCAUCUCCGAUUACGGCGUCGUUAUCCAGCAGGAUUACGAAGACGGCAAGCCUACGGGUAAGCCGACGAACGGUGUCACUAUUCAGGAUGUCAAGCUGGAGAGCGUGACUGGUAGCGUGGAUAGUAAGGCUACUGAGAUCUAUCUUCUUUGCGGGUCUGGUAGCUGCUCGGACUGGACCUGGGACGAUGUGAAGGUUACCGGGGGGAAGAAGUCCACCGCUUGCAAGAACUUCCCUUCGGUGGCCUCUUGCUAGGCUGCUAGGUUGGUGAGUUGUAGCCCUAGCUGAAAUUCGUCUGCUUUGUCUACAUUGUCUACUUCAUCUGCUUCGUCUACUUGGUCCACUUCGUCUACUUCGACUGGUUAGAUGGGCCUUGUAAUAGUUUUUAGAGAAAACAGAUUAUGUACAGUAAGCCUUAGAGGUGGUACCGAGGUG
Molecule: messenger RNA, 1508 nt
Organism: Aspergillus welwitschiae
Lineage: Eukaryota; Fungi; Ascomycota; Eurotiomycetes; Eurotiales; Aspergillaceae
Product: glycoside hydrolase family 28 protein
Exons: 2
Coding region: 240-1328 (362 amino acids)
Biological process (GO): pectin catabolic process
Cellular component (GO): extracellular region
Molecular function (GO): polygalacturonase activity
Source: RefSeq, a predicted model, not a curated record